CGGAAUUUAUCUUUUCUCUGUACUGUAGCUGUAAGGAUGGCGAGAGUGAAAUUUCAGGUGAUCUUCGCGGAAAAGAGUAAAAAUUUGACAGAGACAGAAUAUGCGUAAGAUUUGCGUGUGAGGGGAAGCAGCCAAGAAUCGGAGUCAUAUGCUGGUUAAGGUGGCGAACAUGAGGAAUUAUUCCAUUUUCUGACAGAAAUGGCCGACAGUCAAAUCCACGUCAGCUAUAAACCGCGUUUGUCAAAUUGCGAUGCACGCACGUACGUCGUGGCCACCAAGAAAACCCAUCAAUACGAUUAAAAUAAUACGAGAGGAGGUUUCCCUAAUAUCUACUUCAUUUAUUCUGGUUUGUAUUAUUAUUGGUGUGAGCAGUGCAGAGGAAGAAGGAAGAAGAAGGAAUGGGUGCGAACAAUAGUCGGUCAGGGGCAGGGGCAAGAGCUGGUUUUGCGCAGAAUCGUGGGCUUAAUCGCCAGAGGCGUGAAGGCAGGAUACGGCCGCUCAUUCGAUCUCUCAGCUGUGGAACAGUCUUUCCUCGUUUUCACCUCGAGGGCGAGGAACCUCCAGCUGCAAGCCCAAGAAACUUUACAGUAUAUGAAGAAGAUGAAUCUUAUGGAAGUGAAGUUGCAACAAACAAGAGUUUUAAUCCUUCAAUACCGACUUCUGAAAAUAGAGAAAGAAGCAGUGGACUCGCACUUGGUGAAUGUAGCCAAAGCAGUGGUUCAUCCAGAGAUGGUACAAUUGGGUUUUCUGAGAGAGAGUGGGAUUCUAGAAGCAGUGAGACCUCAGAUUCUUUUCUGGAAGUUAGGGGUCAGUGUUCAGGAGAGUCAAGUGCAGACAAAGAUAGUCAUUGUUCUGGUACCACUGGCAUGCCUUUGUCGGCAACUUCAGUGGGUCCAGAAGCAACCAGCACUCACUUGGUGCAGUCAAGCAAUAUGCAAGGUGAGACUUCUAUUGGAAUUGAGGAAUCGACUCAACUUUCCACAUACCUAGGUGAACAUGCAUUGUCUUCACCAGUGGAGAGAGGAAGAUCAAUUGCAACUGUUAGGAACCUGGGGGAGCAGCACGAGAACACCGAUAACAAUUCCAAUUCUGGGAUUUCAGAUUCAUCACCAGCUGAAGGACUAGCAAUAGCUGAAGAGCCCAUUUCAGAAAAUUUUUCAAGAAGGAGCUCCGAGUUGAGAGAGUCAGAGAGCAGAAACUUGCUUCAUUCAGGGCCAUCAAAUUUAUCAUCCAAUGAUGCAUCCAGUUCAACUGAGGAUAUUAGCAGUCAAGAGGCAAGAACAAAUAGUCGCAUGAGAUUGUGGCGUGCUCUAACUAGAGCUACUUCUAGAAGACGAAUGCCUCCUGCUUUUCUUCUGUCAACUGACAUUGAUGAUCUUGGUUCUUCAAGUGAUAGAUGGCUUCUUGACUUUAGUGGAGAACUAUAUGAUGAUGUAAUUGAGGAUGAGGGACUCAAUACUGGUCGAAGCUAUGACUCAGACGAAAGGAGAUGGCGUUUCAGAUCCCAGGUUUGGGCCUUGCAAAGGUUACGUGGUAGUUCUGAUGGCAUUUUUGGGCAUUCAAGCAGAUGUGCAUCUGGUCUACAUGCAGAUGGUAGGUGCUCUUGUGAGGCUUAUGUGAUGACAGAAGAGUCAAGUACACGGGCAAGCAUUUCUCGUAUAGUUAUGCUUGCAGAAGCAUUAUUUGAGGUACUAGAUGAGAUUCAUCGACAGUCAGUAGCCCUUUCACAAUCAACUUCACUUUCACUAGUCUCACUCCCUGCACCUGAGGCAGUUGUUGAUUCGUUUCCCAUUAGGAAUCACAAAAACCGUGAGAAAAAUGACAAUGUAAUUGAGGAAGCAGCACAAUGUUAUAUUUGCCUUGCAGAGUAUGAGGAAGGAGAUAAGAUCAGGGUUUUGCCUUGUCAUCAUGAGUACCAUAUGACAUGUGUUGAUAAAUGGCUAAAAGAAAUACACAGGGUAUGUCCCUUGUGUCGAGGGAAUGUAUGUGAACAAAAUGAGGCAGACUCUAUAGCUUCGAAUUCUUGAUGUGUAUCUUUUGAUUUUGUACAUAUGAAAAAAGGAAUUAUUAUACAUUUCCGUAUACACUUGUAUAUUUUCAGAUAUCUACGUAAGUAAGAAUAUCUAUUACUCGUCAUCAGAAGUGCCACCUCUUACCAAAAUUAAGGGUACCUAUGAGAUAGUCAAGUCGUCACAGUCAAAGCGCUCUUUUUUUUAACUCUAGCUAGAUGAAGAGAAAGCACUUGUGAUUCAUCACAAAUUACGCAAAGUGAAGUUUCAUUUAUUUCA
Molecule: messenger RNA, 2288 nt
Organism: Cryptomeria japonica (Japanese cedar)
Lineage: Eukaryota; Viridiplantae; Streptophyta; Pinopsida; Cupressales; Cupressaceae
Exons: 6
Coding region: 399-2027 (542 amino acids)
Source: RefSeq, a predicted model, not a curated record